AUGAAGGUUCGAUAUGACUCUGAAGUUGCGAGAGAGAACGCAAAAAAGGCUGAAGAAGAAAAGAUGAGGAAGGAGAAAGAAGAAGAAGAGCGAAGGUUGAAGGAUAGGAAGGAGAGAGAAUAUUUUCAUGCACAAUUCAGUGCUACCAUGAAUGCCAGGUUCAACAAUAUCUGUGAUUUGAUGAAGGGUAAGAAGGAUGCUGGUGUAAGCGCACUAGAGAUUGAAGGCCUGAAGAAACAGAUCGACAGUCUCCGGAGUACUCAGGCUCAAGCUCAUGGAGGGGCCAGUACUUCGACCGUCAAGCGCAAUCAGGAUGAUGCAAUUGCUUUAUUAAUGAAGGAACAAGAAGAGUUGAAGGCAAAAAUGGAUUUGACUGCUGGGGUGCAAAARAAGAUGGAGUUGAUGGAAGUUGAGAUCCGCUCUCUUAAGCUUAUGCAUGAGAAUGUUGUUCAAGAGGCUGAUACCUGGAAAUGGGAGGCUCUACGUUCAGGGAACAAACGCAGUCAUAUUGCUUUGUCACCCUCCGCCAAGAGUGGAAUGCAGGUUACCCCGGCGUCCGUUGCAGGGAAACGUGCUCUGGGGGAUCCAAGCCGAUUGUGGAACUGCACAAUCUAUAGAUUGGAUGAGGCUGGACGUCCCACCGAAGGAYGUACGGGUAAAGGAAAGAAGAAGCCGAGUGAUCCGCUGACGGGAACCAAAGAAGUGCAGCGUGAAGCAUUCAUGAAGGAAGCCAGAAAGGAGUUUCGGAACAUGAAGAAGGACGACGUCGUUGCUAUUUGUGAAAAGGAAGGCAUCAAGUAUUCUACUUUGCACGAGACUUUUGCGGAGAUUAUUGCCAAACGUGCUGAUGCUGCAUUCCCUAAUGAUAAGGUGGAGAGAACCGCGGGAAAGAUGAAAGCAGCUGUUCGUGCGCGACGGAAGGUGACGGCACUGCCGAGCAGCGGUGAAGGCUUGGACUUGGGUGCAGUUUCCGACGCCAUCCUCCAGGUGUGCUACGCGAUGGGGAGCGGCGCAUUUUCGAGGGCGACUCCACGAUUGGUGGAUGAAGCGGCGGACGGGAGGCACCUGGGAGGUCCUGCGGCAAUGCGAGGACGCCACCGACGAGUACUUCAGAGACAAGCUCCGAAUGUCACCACGGUGCCUCUGCAGCCUGACCACAUUGUGGCGUACGCUCUCUACACGUGGGCGUCGGGUGAGACAUACGACAGCGGAACGUGCAGAUUCGGCAUCGGGAGGGCUUUUGGCAUCACAGUGGUACGAGACGUUACUGCCGCCUUGCUUGCUGUGUACCCGGACAAGAUUUCGUGGCCCACUCGCUUGCAGAAGGCGGUCGUGUUGCGCGCGUUCGCAGACAAGGGCUUUCCAAAUUGCCAUGGGUGCAUCGACUGCACCCACAUCUACGUCGACAAACCGGCCAACGCAAACGGGGAGGACUACUGUGAUCGGAAGAGGCGAUUCUCUGUGCAGGCGCAGGUUGUGGUCGACAUGAAUUUGCGUGUACUGGACGUCUUCGUGGGUUACCUUGGCAGCGUGCAUGACAUGAGGAUGUUACAUCUGUCCAGUUUGUGGGAGCGCGCGGAGUCUGGACAACUUUUCACUGACCCGCAUGCCAUGCUGCCAUUCGCUGUCCGAACGAAUGGAUACUUGCUGGAUGACAAUGGCUAUCCCCAGUCGGAAUGGAUUGUCAUCCCUUAUGGAGGUCUCGUGCAGCACCCCACGGAGGCACGGUUCGACAACAAGCAGAAAACGGCGAGGGGAGCGGUGGAGAGGGCGUUUGGAAGAUUGAAGGGCAUGUGGAGGUUGUUCCUGCGCACGCAGAAGUGCAACAUGGACACGUUGUCGUAACAGUUCAUUGUUGUGUGCAUCCUCCAUAACAUAUUGAUCGACGCAGGCAUUCCCUUC
Chara braunii is the source of this 1902-nucleotide messenger RNA. NCBI's taxonomy places the organism in Eukaryota, Viridiplantae, Streptophyta, Charophyceae, Charales, Characeae. The record is from the annotation of a GenBank genome assembly.